AUGUUCCAUCUACAACUACAGCGCUGGUCCAACCACAAACAUAGAGGCUCCAAACACAACCACAAGGGCUCCUACCACGACCACAGCAGCUCCAACGACGACCACGGCAGCUACAACAACAACCACACCACAACCACAGCGGCUCCAACCACAACCACAGGUCCUCCAACCACAACCACAGAGGCUCCAACCACAACCACAGCAGCUCCAACCACAACCACAGAACCUCCAACCACAACCUCAGCAGCUACAACAACAACCACAGUAGCUACAACUACAACCACAGCGGCUCCCACCACAACCACAGCUGCUCCAACCACAACCACAGAAGCUCCAACCACAACCACAGCAGCCCCAACCACAACAACAGCUGCUCCAACCACAACCACAGAGGCUCCAACCACAACCACAGCGGCUCCAACCACAACCACAGCGGUUACAACCACAACCACAGUAGCUACAACCACUACCACAUCGUCUCAAUCCACAACAACAGCUACUCCAACUACAACCACAGCGGCUACAACCACAACAACAGCUGCUCCAACCACAGCGGCUACAACCACAACAACAGCUCCUCCAACCACAACGGCUCCAACCACAACCACAGCGGCUACAACCACAACAACAGCUGCUCCAACCACAACCACAGCGGCUACAACCACAACAACAGCUGCUCCAACCACAACGGCUCCAACCACAACCACAGCGGCUACAAACACAACAACAGCCGCUCCAACCACAACCACAUCUCCAACCACAACCACAGCUGCUCCAACCACAACCACAGCGGGUCCAACCACAACCACAACUGCUCCAACCACAACCACAGCGGCUCCAACCACAACCACAGUUCCUCCAACCACAAUCACAGAGGCUCCAACCACAACAACAGCAGCUCCAACCACAACCACAGCAGCUACAACAACAACCGCAGUAGCUACAACUAUAACCACAGCGGCUCCAACCACAACCACAGAGUCUCCAACCACAACCACAGAAGCUCCAACCACAACAACAGAGUCUCCAACCACAACCACAGCAGCGCCAACCACAACAACAGCUGCUCCAAACACAACCACAACUGCUCCAACCACAAAUACAGUGUCUCCAACCACAACCACAGAAACUCCAACCACAACAACAGAGUCUCCAACCACAACCACAGAGGCUCCAACCACAACCACAGCUUCUCCAACCACAACCACAGCGGCUCCAACCACAACCACAGAGGCUCCAACCACAACAACAGCAGGCUCCUACCACGACCACAGCAGCUCCAACCACGACCACGGCAGCUACAACAACAACCACAUUCCUCCAACCACAAUCACAGAGGCUCCAACCACAACAAAAGCAGCUCCAACCACAACCACAGCAGCUACAACAACAACCGCAGUAGCUACAACUACAACCACAGCGGCUCCAACCACAACCACAGAGUCUCCAACCACAACCCCAGCCGCGCCAACCACAACAACAGCUGCUCCAGCCACAACCACAGAGGCUCCAACCACAACCACAGCUGCUCCAACUACAACCACAGCGGCUCCAACUACAACCACAGUGGCUCCAACCACAACCACACCGCCUCCAACCACAACCACAGAAGUUCCAACCACAACAACUGCAUAUCCAACCACAACCUCAGCAGCUCCAACCACAACCACAGCGGCUCCAACCACAACCACAGUUCCUCCAACCACAACCACAGAGGCUACAACCACAACCACAUCGCCUCCAUCCACAACAACAGCUACACCAACAACAACCACAGCGGCUCCAACCACAACCACAGCUGCUCCAACCACAACCACAGAGUCUCCAACCACAACCACAGCGGCUCCAACCACAACCACAGUGGCUACAACCACAACCACAUCGCCUCCAUCCACAACAACAGCUACACCAACAACAACCACAGCGGCUCCAACCACAACCACAGCUGCUCCAACCACAACCACAGAGUCUCCAACCACAACCACAGCGGCUCCAACCACAACAACAGCUGCUCCAACCACAACCACAGCUCCUCCAACCACAACCACAGAAGUACCAACCACAACCACAGCUGCUCCAACCACAACCACAGCAGUUCCGACUACAACCACAGCAGCUCCAACCACAACCACAGCUGCUACAACCACAACCACAGCGGCUACAACCACAACGGCUAAAACCACAACCACAGCUCCUCCAACCACAACCACAGAAGCUCCAACCACAACCACAGAAGCUCCAACCACAACAGCUGCUCCAACCACAACUAUAGCAGCUCCAGCAUUAAUAAGACAACUGACUUUUAAGUCUGAUGAAGAAUUCACCUCUGAUUUGGGAGACCCAUCAUCAUCAGGAUUCCAAACACGCUCUGGACACAUAAUUAAUCGUCUUGACCCACUUUUCAGAAGAGCUUUCCCCUCAUUCCAAAAGAUUGGAGCCAUGAGAUUCAGUGCUGGAUCAAUUAUCAACUCUGUGGAACUUGAAUUUCAGUCAUCAUCUUCUCCUAAUGAUACACUACUUAAAGACAUUUGGUUAAUGAGGCUUCAAACAUCACGGAAUUCAACGUACUAGCAGACACGGUUGCUCUUAGUGACCCAGCACCUGCAACCACAACAACAAUGGUUCCAACCACAACAACUGCUCCAUCCACAACUACAGUGGUUCCAACCACAACCACAACAACUCCAACCACAGCUGCUUCA
Messenger RNA from Xiphophorus couchianus (Monterrey platyfish), 2702 nucleotides. RefSeq names its product mucin-5AC-like. The record is from RefSeq and is a predicted model, not a curated record. The transcript is spliced from 11 exons. NCBI's taxonomy places the organism in Eukaryota, Metazoa, Chordata, Actinopteri, Cyprinodontiformes, Poeciliidae. The coding region runs from base 1 to 2571 and encodes 856 amino acids.